Acanthochromis polyacanthus (spiny chromis) is the source of this 1246-nucleotide messenger RNA. RefSeq names its product coiled-coil domain-containing protein 42 homolog. The coding region runs from base 323 to 1225 and encodes 300 amino acids. The transcript has 6 exons. Lineage: Eukaryota; Metazoa; Chordata; Actinopteri; Pomacentridae. The record is from RefSeq and is a predicted model, not a curated record.
AUCAAUCAAUAAAAAUCUAAUCUACCCUAGUCUACAGUUUAAAAGAAAAGAAAUGUCGAUGGUUGGUCGAUGAUUUUUCUUGGAGCUGUUCUGCUCGGUCAGCGAUGCGUUGCCAUAGUAACAGAUGAGGAGAAUCAGCUGGGCCGAAGAGAAAAACAUCAGUAAAAGAGAAAGUUUAAUGUCGUCAAGUGUCUGGAUAUCUCAGAAACAACAGAGAGUGGAGAGGAGGUGAGAAGACGUUUUCAGAGUGACUUUCAGAGUGAGAGGAGUCCAGAAAACACCAGCAAAGGUUCGUACAUUUCUGCUCCGGAAUACUAACGAGAUGUCGGAGGAUCAAAAAGCAGAACACGGGAGGAACAGUGUGCUGUUUGAGCUGCAGAAGAAAAAACGGGAGCUGGAGGAGGCCAAAAGGAAGAAGAAGGAGCUCCAAGAGGAACUGGAGAGUUUUCCACAGCGCGAGGCAGAGCUGCUGAAGAAAAUCGAGGAAGUGCGCAACUUACGCUUGACUCCAAGGAUGGUUUUCAAGAGUGAAGAAGUUGAUCGACUUGUGGAGAAAGUGGAGAAAACGCAGAGAGAGGUGCUUCAGAAACAGGCUCAGGUUGAGAAGCUAAAGGAGAAAGCUGCUCAGAUGACUGAGAGGAAACAGGAACUGCAGCGUGAGGUGGACAGAUACUCAGUGUACAAAGACUUCCUGGACAAGGCGGUCAAAUUUACUCAGUUUGAAGACACCAAUGCGAUGGUGAAUCACUUUGAGAAGCUCCUCUACUUCAGACAGAGGCUCUAUGAGAAGGAGACAAAGAUGCAGGAGAAGCAGAGCCAGCAGAGGAAGACUCUGCAGGAGCUGGAGGAGCGGCGCCAAUUCCUGUUGAUGCAGCACAACAACCAGAUGUCCGAGCUGCAGGCCGAGCUGGACAGAACCCGCUUCGAAGUCAACACCUGGGAGAGCAAGUGGAACCACAUCCAGGAAACGGCGGCAAAGAAGACGCUGGAGCUGUCACGGGUCAGGAUGGCCACGCUGAACAUGUACGAGAAAACGGGCGGGAGGGUCGGAGGAGCGGACGGCGUGGACAUGCAAGACACCGAGAAACAGCUGGAUGAGAUCAAAAUGUUCAUCGUGAAACACAAAGAAAUCCUGAAAGAAUACCAGAACAUCUUAAGAAAGGACGAGGAGAACAAACAGGAGAGGACCAGAAAGCCCGUCAGAGAGAAAGGAAAGGAAAAAUAAAGUGUUUCACUUGGUUUAAAA